GGUACCAGGCGCCUGGAGCUGGCUACGACAUGGCGCUUGCCUUGCGGCCAGGGCCGCAGCUCAUGGGCAUCGGCGGCAAGGGCGGCAAGGGUCACGUGGGCGCGCCCUGCGGCCAGCCUGGGGGUCCAGGCGGCGGCGACGCGAGCGGAGGCGCUCCAGCCACCCCUGGCCUGCAGCUGGUCGGCGGCGGUGGCUACGCCAAGGGCCCCCAGCGCCAGUUCGGGGACGAGGACCUGCCCAGGCUCAAGCAGCUCUCUGCCGCCUUCACGGAGCUUGGCGACAAGCAGCAGUUUGAUUACUACUCCGCCAUCGUUGCGCGGCUCGAGCACGCGCACAGAACCCCGCCGCCGCCCACUGUCGGAGCUGCCAAGCACGCGUUCGAGAUGGCCAGGAUCCAGCUGGACAAGGCUGUCCAGGCGGCGGAGCGCAUCGAGCAGGCUCUGGCCGAGGCCAAGGGCAAGGGGAGGCCCCUGCUGGACCUCAACGCGCUGCUCGAAGGGGUCGAUGUCGAACUGGACGAUCGAGGGGUCUUCGGCCUCGAUGGCGAAGGACUCGAGCUUUCCUCUUCAGAGCGAGCCGAGUUGGAUUGUCGUAAGUCGGAGCUGCUCGGCAUCUUCAGGGAGGCCACCAAGGCUGCCUUCGGCCAGGCCAAGGAGAAGGCCGCCAGCUUGGUGGAGGAGCACAAGGAGUUCAACCGCCGCAUGGCGCACCGCCAGGCGCUGCCGAAGUGCCGCCAGCUUCAGCAGGAGGCGCAGGUGCUGCUGAGGGGCCUGUCGCGCCCGCGGCAGCGGCCCCAGCGUCGACUGGAGACG
Messenger RNA from Prorocentrum cordatum, 812 nucleotides. Lineage: Eukaryota; Dinophyceae; Prorocentrales; Prorocentraceae. The record is from the annotation of a GenBank genome assembly.